Molecule: messenger RNA, 762 nt
Organism: Symbiodinium sp. CCMP2592
Lineage: Eukaryota; Dinophyceae; Suessiales; Symbiodiniaceae
Source: the annotation of a GenBank genome assembly
AUGGUAUGGAUGGUUGCCAACGAGGCUUCUAUGUUCCAUGGGUCACUGGUGGCAGCAGUGCACAGCUGCCUGAGCAGUGCGGACCUCGAGGAGAUGGAGAUGGAGGAGGGGCGGCGGAAGCUAAAGUUGCAGCUGCGUCGCAACUCGCGGACCUACCGGCAGGCACUGAACUUUCCGGACAUGCGUCGCGGUCAUCAUUCUCUGAAGUUGACGGUGCCCGAAGAGUUCAACCUAAGUGUCAGCAGUCGCUCGCUGCAAGAAGGCGAUCGUGAUUCCCUCUCACGCACUUUGCCUCCGGGUGCUGGAAGCCAACGAGGCACGGCCGCAAUGACGGAUUCUGCUGACAAGGGAAGACCCUGGCCGAAGUCUUUGCGUCCGAAGGGGUCUUCUCAAGUUUGGGCACCCGCCCUAACGGUCCCUGUGGCUCCCCAGCUUUGCACCCCGAAGCGGCACCGCAGCUCCUCCGGAUCCCGGCGGGGCGGCGAUGCGCGAAGCAUGUCCUGCGAGCGCCUUCCGCGUCGGGAACAACAGGCCGUCGAGCGCCACCUGCAGAGAUCCAAAUCCCUUCACGCCUCUGCCGCCGUUGACCGCAAGGCACUUGAGCUGAGCGACGAGGACAAGCGCUGGAUCGAGGCCGCAAGCACUGCAGAGGUGCGGGCAGUGAGGGCCAGGAAAGCCAUGCAGCGGCGGCAGGAGGAGGCUUACAAGAAGGAAAGAGAGCGCCUCUUCGUCUUCGGGGCAGUUUCCACCCGCUGCCUCUGA